AUGGUGUCCCCCGGAACAAGCAUAGGAUACAAUCCUAUAAAUCUGAUCCUCCGACUCUACUCGGAGUUUCUUACCUCAAAAAGACGCAACAACAAACUUAUAGAGUUGAAUUUAGAUUUCAAGCCAACCGUCAAACAUUUCAAACACAUGUCCAAGCCAACGAUUGUCAAUUUGAGUAUUCUGAGCUCGGUGUUUUUGUUUGUGCUCUAUGUGCUCCCCAUUUCAAUUUUCUUUAAAGCACUUCUUGUGACGGGACUGGGAUUACUGAUCACGGUUCCUGUGCUAUCCCAGUUCUUUCUUUUUGGACUUCCCGUGCUCGCUUGGGUGUUUUUGUUCUUCUCUGCCGGCCAAAUCCCAACAAGCUGGAAACCUUCAAUCAGUGUCAAAAUCCUCCCAUCCAUGGAAACCAUCCUUUACGGUGACGAUCUCUCAAACAUCCUGGCUACAUAUACCUCCAAGCCUCUGGAUUUCGUUGCCUGGUUCCCAUACGGAAUAAUGCAUUUUGUCUGCCCAUUUAUCGUGGCUGCUCUUGUUUGGAUCUUCGGACCUCCAACCGCACUUAGAUCGUUUGGCUGGGCGUUCGGAUACAUGAAUCUUGUUGGAGUUCUGAUCCAACAGGUGUUCCCAUCUGCUCCUCCUUGGUACAAGAACCUCUAUGGACUCCAACCAGCUAAUUACUCGAUGAGAGGAAGUCCUGGUGGAUUGGGCAGAAUGGAUGAUUACUUUGGUUUCGACAUGUACACCACCACUUUCAGCACUGCUCCGGUGAUCUUUGGCGCGUUCCCAUCUCUGCAUUCUGCCAUUUCAACGUCCAACGCUCUGUGGCUGUCAUACUUGUUCCCCAAAUACUCUCCGGUGUUUGUGGUUUACGUGUGCUGGUUGUGGUGGUCCACAAUGUACCUGACCCAUCAUUAUUUCUUUGAUUUGACUGCUGGAUCCGUGUUGGCGGUGACGUUUUUCUUUGCCGCCAAGAUCCAGUGGCUUCCGAUCAAGAAGGACGACUGUUUCUGCCGGUUCAACUACUACCGUUUGGAGUACGAAGACAUCAGCAGCCAAGACCCGCUUAAUACCGAGGCUCGCAUCACCGUGGACGAUCCCAUGGAACUGGACGAUGCCAGCUCCAGCGGACGGUCCACUCCUGCAGCCGACGACUCUACUGUCGACUCAAGUCUGUUAACGGCUUAA
Molecule: messenger RNA, 1185 nt
Organism: Ogataea philodendri
Lineage: Eukaryota; Fungi; Ascomycota; Pichiomycetes; Pichiales; Pichiaceae
Exons: 1
Coding region: 1-1185 (394 amino acids)
Biological process (GO): sphingolipid biosynthetic process; inositol phosphoceramide metabolic process
Cellular component (GO): inositol phosphoceramide synthase complex
Molecular function (GO): inositol phosphoceramide synthase activity
Source: RefSeq, a predicted model, not a curated record